AGUGCCCCCAACAGUAUGUGGCGUAGCUCUCUCGACUCUUUUGAUGAAACUCUCAGAAAGAUGCAGAAGUUUUUUGGUCUGGAGGAGACGGGACAGCUGGACUCAAACACCUUAGAGGUGAUGGCUAAACCACGCUGUGGUUUCACAGAUGCCAGCAGUUACAGCCACUUCGAAGGCCGACCCAGGUGGCGCAAGAAUUUGAUCACAUACAGGAUAACUGAAUACACUCCAGAUCUGAGUCAGAGCGCUGUGGAUGCCGCCAUCGCCAAGGCCCUGAAGGUCUACAGCGACGUCGUUCCUCUGGAUUUUAAAAAGAUCUACAGUGGAACGGCUGACAUGAUGAUCAAAUUCAGGGAUCAUGUUCAUGGGGAUUUUGCUCCGUUUGAUGGCCAGGGUGGGGUCUUGGCUCAUGCUUUCUCCCCUGGUGAGGGACUUGGAGGCGACGCCCAUUUUGAUGAAGAUGAAAGCUGGACUCUAUCUUCAACAGGGUCGAAUCUCUUCCUGGUGGCUGCUCAUGAGUUUGGACAUGCUCUAGGAUUAUCCCACUCCUCAGACAAGACCGCCCUGAUGUUUCCCAACUACCAGUAUGUGACCACCGAGGACUACCAGCUACCAGAAGACGACAGACGGGGAGUCCAGGCCAUCUAUGGAGCCAGAGAAACAUCCACUCAGCCAGCACCUCAACCUCAACCAAACCCACAACCCACCAAAAAACCUGCUCCAAAACCACAACCUCAACCACAACCACAACCCCAGCCCAAACCACAGCCUCAACCACAACCUGAACCAGAACCUGAUCCCACAUCAGAGCCUCCUCCAGACCGCUGCAGCAGGUUCAUUAUCUUUGAUGCUGCAGCCUCCAUCGAUAGAACCCUUCACUUCUUCAAAGACGGAUAUUUCUGGAAGAGAGGGAGCUCCUGGGAUGGUAUCAGUGAGGAGAAAAUCGAGUCUGUUUGGCCUGGAAUCAAAAAAGUGGAUGCUGCUUACGAGGACAAGACGACCAACACAGUUAUCUUCUUUGAAGGGGAUCAUUACUGGGGCAUCCGUGGGAACACUGUCCUUCCUGGUUAUCCCAAACCUAUCAGCGACUUUGGCUUCCCUCGCUACAUCAACAAGGUGGAUGCUGCGGUCCAUGUGUCAUUCACUAGCAGAACCCUGCUGUUUGUGAGAGGAAAAAUCUGGAGCUACAAUGAGCGGCGGGGAAGAAUGGAUGGUGGUUACCCUAAACCCAUUUACAGAGAGCUGGGGGGGAUUGGGCUCAGGGUUGAUGCUGCUUUCCAGAACAAAGGUUACCUGUACUUUUCAUCUGGAUUCAGACAGACUGAGUACCACUACCAGCGCAGACGAGUGAUCCGCACCAUGCUGAACAAUAAAUGGUUGGAUUGUGACUAGAGAAGCAAAGCUCAGAUACACUGACAGACACACACACAUGCAGAAUAACAGCUAACAUCUUCACCUCUGAGUAGUACUUCAUAGAAAUAAAUCAGUGACUGUUUACAUGGACUUGAGUACCCCGCUUCUGAGCCUUACCCUAGUUUUGCUCAUGUCAGAAACCGGGAUACCAAAGUCCAUGUCAUGUCAUUUAUGAGGACAAACAUAGUGGUAAUCUUUUAGAAAUCUACAGCUUUAAUAAGAGUUUAUUUUUCUUUUUGGCAUGCAUCAAUAAACAUGAUUUACUAAAUCAUUUAGACUGUAGUAAUCAAGAAUGAACUUGAGUGUUUCUGAGUGUCCUGUUGACUGUCAUGUUUCAUAUCAUGGAGUGAAUAAAAAGUAAACAUGACUGACACAACA
Molecule: messenger RNA, 1791 nt
Organism: Cheilinus undulatus (humphead wrasse)
Lineage: Eukaryota; Metazoa; Chordata; Actinopteri; Labriformes; Labridae
Gene: mmp30
Product: matrix metallopeptidase 30
Exons: 9
Coding region: 16-1392 (458 amino acids)
Biological process (GO): proteolysis; extracellular matrix organization; collagen catabolic process
Cellular component (GO): extracellular matrix
Molecular function (GO): zinc ion binding; metalloendopeptidase activity
Source: RefSeq, a predicted model, not a curated record